Molecule: messenger RNA, 7284 nt
Organism: Phycodurus eques (leafy seadragon)
Lineage: Eukaryota; Metazoa; Chordata; Actinopteri; Syngnathiformes; Syngnathidae
Gene: esrrga
Product: estrogen-related receptor gamma a
Exons: 9
Coding region: 382-1890 (502 amino acids)
Biological process (GO): regulation of DNA-templated transcription
Cellular component (GO): nucleus
Molecular function (GO): DNA-binding transcription factor activity; zinc ion binding; steroid binding
Source: RefSeq, a predicted model, not a curated record
ACUGCCCGCCUGGCUGGCUGACUGUGUGUGCGCCUGUAGCCCCCCUCUCACCGGCCAUACACACACACACACACACACACGCACACGCACACACGUUUUCUGCCAUCCACACACACCCACAGCAGAUCAGUUCAGGCAGCGCUCAGACCGCUAAACUGUGUCGCUCCCUCCAAGUGGAAGCAAGGACCAAAAGAGAUUGGAGAAAGAAGGAGAAGAAGAAGAAGAAGGGGACACAUUUUGAAACUUUUUAAGAUCUUUUCAAAAAACGUUGCUUUUUUUUCUCUGGAGGAGGUUGACAUGACAAUGACCCGCUUUCGCCGAUGGAUUUGGUAGGACACCCGCUUUCCGAGUGUUUUUUCAUGCACUCUGAACAAGAGUAGAAUGAACUUAUCGAAGGGCCCACUGGUGAACAGCAGCACUGACGACAGCUCCAAGUCGACGUACGUUAAAUGCGGCGCUGGCGCCUGGAGGAUGCACCAGAGCUACGAGCCCCUCGAGGCCAACCACAUGAGAGACCCACAUGCCCUCUACAACCCAAGGCUUCUCUGCAGAAUGUCCAGUAAGGAGCGCCACCUAGAGUCAAACUGUCCGUCCUCGUAUAUAAAGACUGAGCCAUCUAGCCCCGCUUCUCUGACCGACAGUCUAAACCACCACUCCCCCGGCGGCUCCAGUGACGCGUCAGGCUCCUAUUCGUCCACCAUGAACGGCCACCCCAACGGUUUGGACUCCCCAAGUCUCUAUGGCUCCGGCGCAGGGCCCCUGGGUCCCGCCGGCGGUCCCGGAUCAAAGCGCUAUGAGGACUGUUCGUCAACGAUUGGGGAAGAUUCGCAGAUAAAGUGCGAAUACAUGUUGAAUUCCAUGCCAAAGAGGCUGUGUCUGGUGUGCGGGGACAUUGCUUCCGGCUACCACUAUGGUGUGGCAUCAUGCGAGGCCUGCAAGGCCUUCUUCAAACGCACCAUUCAAGGCAACAUCGAAUACAGCUGUCCAGCCACCAACGAGUGUGAAAUCACCAAGAGGAGACGCAAGUCGUGCCAAGCCUGCCGCUUCAUGAAGUGUCUGACUGUGGGCAUGCUGAGGGAGGGUGUUCGUUUGGACAGGGUUCGCGGUGGAAGACAGAAGUAUAAACGCCGGAUAGAUGCAGACAACAGUCCUUACCUGAACCCUCAGCUGGCUCUGCCCGCCAAGAAGCCAUUUGCCUUUGGCUGCCUUGCAGAUAACAAAAUCGUCUCUCACCUACUGGUGGCCGAGCCAGAGAAGAUCUACGCCAUGCCCGACCCGACAGUACCAGACAGCGACAUCAAGGCCCUGACAACGCUGUGCGACCUGGCCGACAGGGAGCUGGUGGUCAACAUCGGCUGGGCCAAGCACAUCCCGGGUUUCUCCACACUGUCUCUAGCAGACCAGAUGAGUCUACUGCAGAGCGCAUGGAUGGAGAUCUUGAUCCUACGUGUUGUGUACCGCUCGCUUUCCUUCGAAGACAAGCUGGUGUACGCUGAGGAUUAUAUCAUGGACGAGGACCAGUCAAAACUGGCCGGACUCCUCGACCUGAACAAUGCCAUCCUGCAGCUGGUCAAGAAGUAUAAAACAAUGAAGCUGGACAAGGAGGAAUUUGUCACUCUGAAGGCCAUCGCUUUGGCUAACUCAGACUCAAUGCACAUUGAGGAUGUGGAUGCAGUGCAGAAGCUCCAAGACGUGCUCCACGAGGCCCUGCAGGACUACGAGGCUUCCCAGCACCAGGAGGACCCCCGGCGGACGGGCAAGCUGCUCAUGACCCUGCCCCUUCUCCGUCAGACCUCCACCAAGGCCGUGCAGCACUUCUACAGCAUCAAGCAGGACGGAAAAGUGCCCAUGCACAAACUGUUCCUGGAGCUGCUGGAGGCCAAAGUGUGAAGGCGGAAAGUCCAGACAACUCUCCGUCUUUUACACGCCAAUACACACACACACACACGCACCCAAACACACACAAUAAUAUGCCCCUUAAGUACGCCACUAUGACUCAUCAAGUAAGCUACUCCUCUUACCUUAAACCUAUGCUGUCUAAGAUUUGAACGAAAAGGCUCAGUUGACCUUUUUGAUAGGCGAGGUGGAGCUGACUGAUAUGACCCCGCCCCCUGUAAAGGGAAAGAAGAAGACACUUACUCCCGUUGUUAUUGUGUGUGCAAAAACACUGACAGUGACACUCACAUAUGUAUUUAAUGAUGACAUUAUUAAUAAGAACAUGCUCAAAUGAGGACACGUUCAAAAGAAAAAAGUUCAAAGGACCGAUGAGACUUUUCCCCCUUGCCCCACCAUAUAAUUUUGUAAGUGUUUAAGAAGAUAAAGGGAAAAAAACUAAAGAAGUAUUGAAGACAUUUAUGUGUACAUUGACAUCUGGAUGGACAAAGAAGAAGAUGAUGAGGAGGAGAUUUGCCCGCCUAAAGAUGGAGCACUUCCAUUCAGCAGAUGCCAGCAACUUUAUGCCAUUACCCCAAAUUCUCUAGCUUUUUUUUUCUUUCUUUCUUUAAUCCAAGGCCCUGGACUGGUGUUCUCUUCUGUUAGUGAUUCAAAAGUUCCAGCAGGGAGCAGACAUGUCUAAGAAUUGAAGUUGGAAUUGGUUGCUGUAAACAUUUACGAAAUUUAGGACCUGGUUUCCCAAAAAGCCACCUACUUGUGGCACUUUUUUGAAACUUUCUGAAGCUGAAGAUAUUGUCAGACUUUUGCUGCAAUUGAGGAGUUUAAUGUUAUCAAAAUGUCAUUUUUCCACUGCACAGUAUCGGCUCAGCUCUGUUUUUACCGUUUCAAGUUAAGCUUUCAGCAAUGAAAACCAAUGUCUUGUUAUACGAUGCGUUAAACAUGCACUGAAGCCUUCAGUCGAAACGAGACAAGGUAACAAAAAGGAGACAAAAAUCGCAUUCAAGUGGAGACUGAGGGCAGCAAGAAAAUGGAGUGCGACAGCAAAGUCGAGAUUGUGGCGUAGGGAAACAAUGAAUUGAAUAAAACAAAAAGUUGAAGCGAGAUCUCUGCUUCCAAGCUUUGCAGUACAAAUUUUUCCACACAGAUUGUUUCUGUAGAUUCCACGCACCACUCUAUGUAGAAAUAAUUUGGCAGUAAGCUAGGAGGAAAGAGUCCAAAAAGUGUUUUACACUUAAAAAAAAGAUCUAAUGCGAUGUGUCCACUGCCGUGCAGACUAACGUAGCACAACAGCACAUCUAGUGCUAACACAAGCUAUUGAUGUUAGCUAAGUUAAUACAACAUAUCACCGUGUAUUGUAAUGUCCCCACAAGUGGUCAUGGAUCGACACAGCCACCCAUGCAUUUUCAAUCGCUUGAUCUAACAAACGCUAACAAAAUAAACACAUAAUAAGCAUUUUCAUAUAUGAGAUGCUGUGACCACAAUUGACACCGGCAUUUAACGCGCAGACUGGCUAACAGGUAGCCAGUUAACAGAGAGUCGCUAACCUGAGCUCACAUCAGCUCACUGUACACUCUCAUCCGCUGACUCGCACGUCACUCCAGGUCAGGCCCCGCAGGUCACAGAUAUGAAUUAAAGUGUGGAUCAUGAGGAUGGUGAACCCAAGUGGACAACAAUCAUGCCUGGACCUCACAUGCACAUUUUGUUGUUGAACAAUGCAUAAUCAAUUUCUAUCUGAUUAAUUGAUGGGCAAAUCGGUAGACUAAUCGAAUAUUGAGCAUCAAUAGCGAGUAGAGGCGUGUGAGCUGAGUCGGUACCAUGCUGUGCAAAAAUCUCAAACGGUCCGACAACGCUUCAUGUUGUCCACUUGUGUUUGUCAGGCUGCAGUAUUUUCAACGCUGUACAGCUCAACACCUCGCCCACACGUCACUCUUUGAAUGUGCCAUUGAGAUAUCCGAGAGGCACCUCAGUGCUUCCCUCCUUGCUCAGCUUCCUUCACAAGCUCCACAAGAUCAUCUUAACAAGAUGCCCUCAGAGCAGACGUUCCACGCGUGUGACGGGCCGCUAUCAAGACCGAAGGUGACUGAAGUGUUGCUUUAUUUUUAUUUCUUGGCAUCUAUCUCGAAAUAAUUGUAGCUAAGGUACCAAUAUUUGACUUGUAAAUAACAGUCAUCCUGUAUAUGAUGUAUAACAGCAGCUUUGUUUUUCUUUCUCUCCUUAAACCCAAAACAACACUUUCCUGUACCAGCUUGACCACUCUCCGUGGUUAUCAUGUGUGUAUAAAUUUAACAACUUAUCAUGUAUUAACAAAUCAAAGUUUAUCUUAGGAGCUUCCAAGCAAGAGUGCAUUCACAAGGAGGGUGCAAGGAUGGAGUGUAGGGAGAAUAUGUAGCUUUGUUGUCUUUUUGUUAUUAAUCAAAUGUAGCAGACAUACAAUUGUAGCAUGGAGGAGAAUCACGAUGAACAUCAACACAAGCCGAAGUCAAACUUAGCAACAUAAAACAUACACUACUGAUGUUUGCACCUUGUCAUGUGACCAAGCGCAACAUUUAGGUUUUUUUUCUCAUUUUCUCCAAAGCCAAGUAGACGAGCAUAGGGACCACGAAAGCCAUGUUUCCACCAUGUGCUACACUUCACUUCAGUUUGGAACUGUCAAGUGUGGAUUUCUCUGCCUUUCUUCGGGAGAUCUACUCUGUAUUAGGGUUUGCACCUCUAAAGAGUUUCUGAAGUCGACCAUAGUGUGAGGAAUCUUAGUUGAAGUUGUUUCGUCUUUGAUAUUUGUUCAGCACAAUACGACGGUCCCCAACCUUUUUGGUGCCACGGAGCGGUUUCACGUAAAGAUAUGUUUCGACGGACAGGCAGAGAAAGAAAUAAAAACAAAUGACUAUAAAUACCACUCACCGUUAGGCUAAUUGUAGUUAAUUAGUGGGAGUCCUGCACAUGCUUCUCUUACUCAAAGCAGCCGGUCUCGUCAGAAUGCUUUUAAUAUCACACACACAACUGCGGCGAUAUCCUGUUUUCGCUGGGUUCUGAAUAAAAAGCAAAGGCAUCUUGAUGCUGGAUUUUCUGUUGUGACUCUGAUAGAGUGGUUUUGCAGAAUUUCUGUAUGGAAACUGACAGAACUGUAGCGCCUGAUGGAAAUGAGGCAUAAAUGCAUACAAAUGCAAAAUUGAGCAAUGGAAAUUGGCGCAUCAUCAUACUUAAACACACACACUGAUUUUGCCUGGUUUGUUAUCCCACUUCCUGUUUUAAGUGCAAUCAGUCUGACUGACUAAAAUGAAAAAACACUUUCAUUCACUUUGUAUUAGCAAAGUUGUAUUUUCUUCACAUACAACCUUAACCCACAGCAAGGUUUGAUCACUCAUCAUAGCUUUAACAGUUGGGAAUUAAAAUAAAAAAAUGAUAAUAUAUCCAUCCAUCCAUCCAUUUUCUGAGCCGCUUCUCCUCACUAGGGUCGCGGGCGUGCUGGAGCCAAUCCCAGCUAUCAUCGGGCAGGAGGCGGGGUACACCCUGAACUGGUUGCCAGCCAAUCGCAGAUGAUAAUAUAUAUAUAAUUAUGUAUGUAAUUUGUAAAGCUGCAUAAGAAUGCCAAAUGUUUAUCCAACCUACUAGAAGCUGGCAGCUGAGGAGUUAAGUGUAGUCCAUCUCUAACAUCGCUCGCAAAAACAUCAUGAAACAUCAUUAGGGGCUAUUUUCUCAGCCUUCGUUAGCGUUGUAUAUUGUAAAUAAAGACAGAUUACAAUUCUAACAUAAGACAUUUUAUUGGAAACAAAAGAUUUUAAAAACACCCGAAAAAUGUAGCUCAACCUCGAUGUAAGUUUCAUGUUCACCAUUUUUUCUACGGAGGAAAAAAACUUUCUCAAGUCUUCCUUAUUUUUUGGCUCCGCCCCUCUUGCCCUAAGCACUCGGAGGCGUGCCUGUGUGCUUUCCUUGUGCCGACUACUGUCCUCGUGCCGUGUGCUUCCCACUUCUUUAUCCAGCACACAGUAGAGACUACAGGCCAUGUGGUCUGGCUUCUGGAUCAGUACGCUGAGGCAAAGAACUCUUCUAGGGUUAAAUCGCAGCACUCAUCUCUACCCGACUACACAUACUUAAUGAAUUAUUUAGUAUCUAAAUGAUAAACACAAGUAUUUAAAGGGGAGGGUCAUUUGUGUAACUUUCCUGUAGAACAACCAAUAUUCUGUAUAUCGUUUAAGUUUGAAUAAGACUGAAUGACAGGGGCGACGUUUCAGAACCUUUUGAUAAGCUCGCUGUACAUACAUAACUACCUUCCACGCAGCAUGACAACAGCUCAAUCAUUUUGUCCAUUUUCUUGAAAUAAUUUUCAGAUUUGUUUAGCUUUUAUUAAUUAAAAAGGAAGAGUAAAAGCCCUAAACUCUUUCAAUUAUUGUUGUUUGAGACAUUAUGUCUCUAAUGUCUAUAAAGUUCAACAUGUCAUGUAAAAGUACACUAUUGAUUUUUCUUAUACAAUAAGACAAAAGGUGCUUUUAAAUAUAAUGAGUUUAAUGUUAAAUUGUCGCAUGUCAAAGUAAACACGUGCACUUGAUUUGACUUGAUUCAGUUGUUUAAAAGCAGCAAUAUCUAAAAAUCGAAAACGGCACAUACUUGUAUCAUCGGCCAGUUCAGUUGAUUGCAAAGUUUUAAGACAUCACAGUUAAAUGCAUCAAUAUGCAGGAUGUUUUGACAUUUCAUUUUUAGAAGCAAUAUUUUGUUGACUGAAUUCUUGACAAGUUGCACUUGUGAUGAAUUAUUUGAGUAUAGAGCCCAUAAAUGUGGACAAAGUGUUAUUUUCCAUGAGGUGCAAUGGGAAAAGGAGUGGAGUGUUUUGACCUGCUUGCACCGUAAGCAGCAUGUUGUUGUUUUUUUUCAUCUGUCACUAAGAUCCAUUAGCUGCAAAUAUUGUAUGUAAGCCAACUAUGACUUGUGUAGCUGAAGCAGCAAAGGAUUGUCCAUCCCAGCUCAACAGUCAUUUAGUUGUAUUUAAAUAUAGCAGCCACCUGUGCUGCAUUCAUGGGCGAGAGAGAGAGUUUGGAUUAUAACAUUUGGAGGGGGAAAAAAAAAAAAAGACCCUUGCCUUGUGAAGAGUUCUGGGUGAAGGGAGAGAGACCCUGUAUUGUUAUUCAAAACAUGUUCGUAGAUUUUAGAUGUGCUUCACAUCAGAAAAUGAAAAAGGAAAAAAAAAAAACUACCUGUAUAUUUUUGUGAUGUGUAUCAUACAAGUGUGCUCCAAUGAUAAUGUCCAUUUGUGUAAAUGUAUUUCACACUGUAUAUAUUGUUCAAUGCAAAAAGAGAGACCUAUGAUUCUGUAAGUUAAACGACUAUUGUUUGAAACAUUACGUGUUACUCCAGACUAUGCCUUUCAGGAUUAUUACAGUAGAGCAAUAUCGAUUAAAA